CCCUCAAGAGCGCGACGAUUUGCUCAAGAACGGACGAUUUGCUCCACGAUGGGCUCCAAAGUCUCAUGCUUGGAGCCGUCCGCGCCGAAUGGUGGCAUUCCGGAGGCUGCUGAAGGCAUCUCCAGCUCGUCGCAGAACUGCCACCAUCAUCAUCGUUUUCCAAGACUUGGCUCUCAGGAGAGCCUCGAGCAAGAAUUGGGACCGACCGUCAGCCAACAGCUCGGUCGUCAGGUCGGACUGGGCAGACAGCAGUCGCCAACCGGCUUGAGUCAUCGCCAGGUCACAGAGACCAGCCAUUUGAGUCGACAGCUGUCGCCCCCGAGCCAGAUGAUCCGGAAGAACUCCAUCACUUCGGGAAGCAGUUGGAUGGCCACAAGAUGGAUCAAUGCAUUGGAUCGGCCCACGGACUUUGCCCGGGCACGCGUGGAACUGGUCAUGGAUUAUCCCAUGUGGCUCAUGCCUGCAGAGGAAUUGGUGAAUUUGAGAGGCCCUCUACAACCUCAUCAUGAGCUUGUGAAGAGCGGUAAGCUGGUGAAGUGGGGGGAAGGACGUAAGAGGAAGGUGGUCCUGAUCUCGCACCAGUGGGCUGGGAAGAGGCAUCCUGAUCCUUACAUGGACCAGAUCUCUGUUCUCCAGGACCUGCUGCUGGAGAUGGCGGCCGGAAGGGUCAAGGUCCGCAAGGACCUCAUCGCCGAGAUGAUGGGCUCCAACGUGGCCUUGCCCAGCGAGGAGGAACAGCACAGAUGUAUGGAGUGGGAUAUUUGGUAUGACUUCUUCGGGAUUCCACAGGUGGACGAUCGAGGCUGCGUGGCGUGUAUCCCGGAGCUGCAAGCGGCGGUGGAUAGCAUCCCUGCCUACUGUGACGCAGCGGACUACGUGAUCAUUCUGGCGCCCACGGUGAAACAUGCCGACACAGGCGCCCUCAUGAACUACGCCACCUGGGGCACCCGCGGCUGGUGCCGCGUGGAGCGCACCGCUACGGCCCUCUCGGCCAAGGAGAAGCCUUUGUUGGUGGUCACCAAGGCAAAUUCCAUUUUUCCCUCCUCGGGCGCAGAAUGGAUCCAAAGUUGGCCGCACGAUGGAGACUUCACCGUGGAGGAGGAUCGUCAAACGGUGGAGACCUUGACGAAGCAACUCCUGGAAUUGAAAUGCGCCUACAUGUUGCAGUCGGGUGACAUGCACCGAUGGCGCUUUUACAAGGCCCUCACCGCGAAGAUUCUCCGAGCGCGCGCGGUGCGCCCCAGCCAAAGAAAGAGCUUGUCCGAGGGCUUCCAGAAGCAGGAGAUCAUUGACUCUUUUCAAGUGAACUACCAUUUCAACAGCAUUUACUUCAACGAAGGCCUAACGUCGUUGAUGCUCGCGUGCAUCGAAGGAUGUACACAGACUGUUCAGCUGCUGAUUGACUCGAAGGCAGAGGUGAAUGCCACCUGGAAGGGCUCCAUUCGAGAGGUGCAACUGGAGGGCACCCAUACGGCGCUCUCCAUCUCGGCAGCUUUCUCCACCAGUGAGGUGGCAGCCUGCCUGUUGAAUGCUGGAGCAAAGCACGAUGCGUCUCGUGACAACCAAGGGAACUCGUUGAUCGGCAUCGCAGCGCUCUUUGGCAAUUAUGAAGUGAUCCCCGUCUUGGCUGACAUGGGCAUGGACAUUCACAGGGCCAACCUGAGAGGGGAUUCUCCGAUGAUUUGUGCGGUCUUAACCCAAAAUCCGCAAGUGGUGAAGACGCUGGCGGAUCUGCGGGCUGAUCCCAACCAGAAGAGUACCUUGGGUCAAAGUCCUUUGAGCAUCAGCGUCUUACAAGGCCUGGAACGGCAUGCGGCCUAUUUGCUGGAGGCUCAGGCAGAUCCCAACGUCCAGCCCAGCACCUGGGCGGCCACCGACCGCAGCGCGCAGGUGCGGCGGCUGGAGACGCUCUCGGAUUUCACCAUUCGCACCAUUGACUCCUCGCGGAAGAGCUCAAGGAACUCCACGAACCAAAUAAGGAGUGUGCUCUCUGUUCUCUCGGGUGGGACACCCUUGCAGGUGGCCGCAAUGAAUGGAAAUUGGCCAUUGGUGCAACUCUUGCUCAGGUGGAAGGCGGAUCCUUCCAAAACCACACCCAGCGUCCAGUCCACCGCUUUGGAACUGGCGGAGGACUAUGGGCACAGUGACCUCUUAAUGAGGCUUACUGGUGCCAUUGCCUCAGUCGACUAUUUUUACACUUGAGGCGACCGCCGUGCUGUGUCGCCCGCGCGCAACCGCGGAAACUGCGGACACUGCCACACAUCGAUGAAGGAAAUGGGGAGGGCUUCGGCAUGCGAGGAACUCCUGGCCUUGCCCAGCCUGGUGAGUAAGCCGAGUUCCCAAAAGUGGGUUCCGAAGAACAUCCCAAGCUCCGAGUUCUUGAAUCACAUGCUUGUUCACCACCCAGUUUGGAGAUGAGC
This is a messenger RNA of Durusdinium trenchii, 2420 nucleotides long. The record is from the annotation of a GenBank genome assembly. Lineage: Eukaryota; Dinophyceae; Suessiales; Symbiodiniaceae.